Molecule: messenger RNA, 2107 nt
Organism: Closterium sp. NIES-67
Lineage: Eukaryota; Viridiplantae; Streptophyta; Zygnematophyceae; Desmidiales; Closteriaceae
Source: the annotation of a GenBank genome assembly
GUUCAGAACUCGUAGCACGAGUGGUCAUCGCAGGUAGGUCAGUCGUAGACCUUCUCCGCACGUAGCGCUGCUCGUCGCCAUCAUCGACUAACUACCAUAGCACUUCUAGGUCGUGAUGCCCGUUGCUGUCAGUAACCAGAUCGCACCGCUAGACUGAGCAGCUUGCGGCUCUAAACAGUCAGAUCGCAUUUGCCUCUAGCUAUCCGUGCCAUGGCGAAGAAGCCGUCAUCAGAGUCCGGGUCGGACUCCAAGUCCAAGUCCAAGUCCAAGUCGCCCUCCUCGUCGUACUCCGGCUCCGCCUCUCGCUCACGCUCCUCCUCGCCCUCUCGAUCCGACUCCGACUCCUCCAGAAGCCGGAGCCCGCCGCCGAAGAAAGGCGCGAGGCCGACGACCGCGCAGAGCAAGAAGGAGAGCGGCGCCGCUGAUUCCAAGAAGCGAAGCCCGUCGCCCAAUGACAGGAAGCGGUCGGCGACGCCGGAGACGACAAUGCUGUACGUGGGGUGCCUCACGCGCAACGUCAACGAGGACCACCUCAAAGAGAUCUUCGGGCUGUACGGCGAGCUGAGUAAAGUGGAGAUCGCAAUGGACCGCGUCGUGAAUCUGCCCAAGGGCUACGGCUACGUGGAGUUCAAGAAGCGCGCCGAUGCAGAGAAGGCGCGCCUGCACAUGGAUGGGGCGCAGAUCGACGGCAGUGUGGUCAGCGCGCAGUUCGUGCUCGCGCCAAAGCCCGUGCGCAGGCCAGAGCCGCUCCCCCCGCCGCCUCCCCCUCGCCGCGCCGUAGACUCGCCCCCCCGCCGCCGCGGGGACGUGAGGGACCGCGACAGGCCGACCGACAGGGACAGGGCGGACAGGGGGAGGGAGGCGGAGCGGGAGAGAGAGGGCGAGCGGGGCAGGGAGGGGGAGCGGGGCGGCAGGGGGGUGUCACCGCGGCGGAGGUCCCCAGGGAGAGGGGGAGGCGCAAGGGGAAGGUCGCCGUCCCCGCCACGAGGGGGCAGGAGGCGCUCGCCCGUGCGAUCUCCCCCUCGCAGGCAGCGCAGUCCCUCUCCCCCCCGCCGCGUGAGAAGCCCUGCCAGGCGCCGCUCGCCCAUCCCGUACCGCGGCCAAAGAUCUCCACCUCCCCGCCGUCGUUCCUCCCCUGGCCGGCGUCCCUCCCCCCCUCGUCGCUCCCCCCCCGCCCGUCGCUCCAGCCCGGGCCCGAUGCGCCGCCGCUCGCGCUCCCCUCCCCCCCGACGCCAGCGCUCGCCCCCACCACCGCCCCCCCGCAGGCCCGACCGCUCUCCUCCCCCCAAGCGUGCGCGCUCAGAGUCGCCGUCCUCCUCCUCCGCCACCUCCUCGUCUGACGGCGACCGGCGCAGGAGGUCGCCUCCUCGCAAGCGGCCAGCCAAGAGCAGCCCCAGCAGGUCCAACAGCUCUCGCAGCUCAAGUGAUUCUGACUGAUUGACGGACUUCUUGUUAGGAUGAGUGGGGCUGAUGUCAUCAUUGCACUGCUCCCUGCCAUGCCAUGCCACAGUAUGCCAUGUGUCAGUGGUUGGUACUUAUGUGUCUACAUGUUUGUCAGGCCGUCAUGCAUGCAUGUGUUGCAUGUGUUGCAUCUCCAUUCCUCUGCACCAUGUGAAAGGCAGUGUCACAUGCAUUGUUUCUCUCACCCUUCGCAUUCCCGGUCUGGGUGUCAUCAUGCACCUGCAUAAACAUGCAAUCACGAGGCACAAGUCCUUUUCCCUCACGUUUCUCUGCUGCUCUGUCCAUCAUCACCCCCUGCACUUAUGGAUUGCCGUUGCCAUUUAUCUAUCCCUUCAAAUCCUGCAUCAUUCCCUGCAUUCGUCAAUUGACAACACCAGCUUGUAUCCUUGCUCCUACCACACUGCCCUGCAUGCCUAGACCAUGUCAAUCUGGCAUCCCUGCGCUAUUUGUGGUUGGCCUAGAUGUAGUUUUUGGAUUACACGUGACCUUGUUUAGUUCUGGGCUCCUUGUGUGGUCAUUGGCCAUUUGAAGCUUGAAGUAGGUUUGAUGGGCUAGCAUAUUAUGUAGUGUAGAUGCCCUUCAAUAUCGUAGUUGAAUCUACUUUCCAUCCUGAAGCCGUGAUUGCGCUUAUAUCGAAGCCUUUGCG